Molecule: messenger RNA, 6547 nt
Organism: Prorocentrum cordatum
Lineage: Eukaryota; Dinophyceae; Prorocentrales; Prorocentraceae
Source: the annotation of a GenBank genome assembly
AUGGCAGCUGUUCUGGCUGGUUCUGCGCCCUCCACGGAGGGCAUGGGCGGGUCCCUCCUGGAGGUCUGCGAGCUGUGCUACAUCAUCGGUCUGAUUCGGCAGGCGGCGUGGCGCGCCCGCCUCAGCGUGGAGGCGAGGGCGGCGCUGCUCGACUCCGCCCGGCUCUUGGGCGCGCUGCUCUCCGCGCUCGCCGGCCUGGGGCGAGGAGCCGCGGGGAGAGGCGGAGGUGCCGCCGCCUUCCCGCCUGUUGCCCCGGGCCUGGCGGCGGCCGCGGCGGUCGGCGGCGCCGCGGCGGCCGCGCCCGCGGGCGGCGGUGCCGGCGCGCCCGUGGUGCCUGGCCUGGCGGCGCUGCCCGGCCUGCCAGGCUUCGGAGGCGGCGGGGCUGCUGGGGCGCCCCCGGCGGGCGGCGCCGUGCCUGACGGCGGAGGUGCUCCCCCCGGCGGCGUGGGCGCCGCGCUGGUGGUCGCGCUCGCGGGCGGCGGCGGCGGCCCUCCUGGAGGCCCUCCUCCUGGUGCGGUGCCGGGGGCCCCGGCGAUCCCUGGUGUGCCGAUCGCGGUGGCUGGCGGUCCCAUCGCCCCAACGGGCGGCGCGCAGCUGGGACCACUCGUGGACGGUCCGUGGCGUCAGGCCGUGACUCUGAUUGGCGCCGACUGGCGCCGAGGGGUGAAUCUCGAGCUCCCGACCUUCGACGCAGCUGGAGGCAUCAGCGGGACGGCCCUCUUCGAGGUAGAGGAGAUCGGCACCACGGGCCCCUCAGGGCAGUACUUGAGCGCCCAGUUCAGGGGGGCGUCGCUGGCGGCCGAGGCGAUGCGGCUGGACGGCCUGUUCCCACCGCGCGGCACCGGGCCUGCGGGCCUCCUGCACUUGCGCGGGCAGGGACCGGCGCUGUGCGGGGAGCCCGCUGUGCCAGGCCGAGGAGUCCUGCAUGUCGAGUGGCUGCGGCUGCGCUCGAACCGCGGGUUCGUGGAGCCGUGGGUGCGGCCGAGCGCCUUCGGUGGGCGCGGCGGUGGCGGUGCCUUGACGGGGGGCGCCCCAGCCGGGGGCGCGGCCCCCGACCGCCUGGCGGCAGCUGCCGCGGCGCGCGCGCAGGCCGCUACGGCGACGCCUGGCCGCGCUGGUGGCGGUCGCGGCCGCCGCCGCCCCCGGAGCUCCUCGGCCUCGCGCAGCGACGACGACGGUGAGUCGCGUUUUCGCGAGGCCCCCUCCCGCGGCGGCAGCGCACGGCUGCUGGCGGAGAAGCGCCCAGGUGCCCUGCACGACGAGGCGAUGAAGAACAUCGGGCGCGUCAUGGGCCUGCGGGAGGGGGCGGACGGCUCAGAGGUUCGAGCGAAGGUCGUGGGCUACCUGCAGGCCGUGGUGUUCGGCCAUCACCCUCCAGGGCAGAUGCGGAUCAACACUCAGCGGGAGCUGCAGACGCUGGCGACCGCGCUGGACUUGCUGGAGUGUGGGUGCCUGGCGGAGUUGAGCGACGUGCUGAUGCAGCGCUUCAAGGCUCUGGAGCUGUCACUGUCCGACGCGAGCUGGCAGGUGGCGAGCGAGCUGGAGAUCGUGCUGGACGCGCGGCCCUCGCUGGCCUCGAUGGGCGAGAAGGACCUGGCGCGGCGGGCGGCACUGCUGCGCAGGAGGCUGAUGGGCGCGCAGAGCCGCGGCGCCCUCGGCGGCAAGGGCGCAGCGCGCUCAGGCAGCGCGGGCAGGUCGCCGUCUCCGGGGGCGCUGAGGACGCCUCGAGGCGACAGCCCGCGCCCGAGGGCGGCGGACGGGCCGAGGCGUGUCUCGCUGGCGACGAGCCCGGAGCGCCACGUCUUCAGGCAGGACCAGCCCGCGGCUGCGGCGGCAGCGGGCCUGCAGCAAGCGCCCUCGUCGUGCCAGCCGGCCUGUGGUACGGAUGCCGACUGUGACGGUGAUCCGCUGGCAGAGUGGCGCGAGUGGGCUGGCGCGGCGAGUGAUCUUCUGCGAGAACCUUUCGACGUGGGCCCCGUGUUGUUGAACAUAGUCCGCCAGUUCCCAGGCUCCUUCGGUCGCUUCACUAGAUAUUCCCUCGAGGUAAAGCCACGCGAGCAUCCGGCCGACAUGGGAGGUCGGCUUCAGCGAGAUCUGUUGCCGUUACCAUGCCCUUCGAUUACCAGGUCCCAGAUCGCCCAGCAGGGCGAGGGCCCUUUGAGCGACAAGGAGUGGGAAGGACUACGCUGCAGGCUGGUGGUCACUGUCCUGGCGCUAAACUGGGAGUCUGGGUUCCGCUCCCUGAAGCUGGCCAGGCCCUGCCGAGGUCGAGCCAACGCCGCGCAGCAGGUAGCCCUGGUCGCUCUCGGCCGCCGCCUCCUCUUGGCUACGCGGGCCGAGUCUGCUUUGCCGCCAGAUCUUGACUGGAACGUGCGGCUGAAGGACCGCAAGAUCGGCUACGGCGGGGACGAGAUCUCGGCCCCGCAUCGGCUGGCGCUGGAGCAGGUGCUGGACGGGCUGCCUCCGCCGGGCGUCGCGGCCUCCAUCGAGGCGGCCGAUUUCGCGACGGGGUUCGUGCGUGGGGCCCUCCUGGACCCGACGCUGGCGCUGCUGCCCGCUGCCCUGCGGCGGCCCGCGCCGACAUCUGCGCGCGCGUGGGCCUCGCUCGAGGAGUGGCAUCGGAUUGUGCGGGCGCUCCACGAGCGCGGGAUGGCGUCGGCGAUCCCGAGCAGCGAGAUUGCCUGUCGCGACGGAGCCCCGCCCCUGAACGGGGCGUUCGGGGCGCCCGAGCCCCGCGACGAGCCCGUGGUCUGCAGCGACGGCGAGCGCAGGCCGGUCCUGAGGCUGAUCACCAAGCUCAUCCCCUCGAACGCGUGCCAGGAGUGCAUCGUGGGAGACACCCCUGAGAUGCCGACCAUGAGCCAACUGAACGGCCUGGUGCUGACCGAGUCGGGGGAUCUCCUGUGGGGCGGCGCGGACAGAAAGGCCUUCUUCUACGUCUUCCGCGCGCCGCCUGUGUGGUGGCCUUACAUGGUGAUAGGGCCGCCCGUCCCCUCGGAGUUGCUCGGCCUGAAGGACGGUGGGGCCGCGCGCAUCUGCCUGCGGGUGAUCGGCAUGGGCUGGAUCAGUGCCGUGGGCGUGACGACCCACCUCCACCGGAACAUGCUGCGGCGGAGCGCCUCUGUCCCUCGCGGCCUGCCGCCCAGCCAGGAGAUUACUCGGCGCCGACGGCUGCCGUUCAGCGUGGAGAAGCCGUGCCCUCCGGCGUGUAUGGUCUACAUUGACAACCUGGAGGUCGCGGAGGUCGUGAGCAAGUCCGAGGCCACGACGCUGCGAGGGACGGUGCCCGAGCUCAUCUCCGAGGCUCGCGCCUGUUAUGCGGCUGCGGGCUCCCCGGGGUCGCCGGCCAAGGACAUCCAUCGAGUGCCGCGAGCGACGACCUUGGGGGAGCUCAUCGACGGGGUCGCGGGCGUUCGGCGGCCCCCUGCGGGUUACCUUACCGAGAUGGCCAGCCUCACGCUGUGGACGCUGAGCAAGAAGCGGGCCAGCAUGCGGCUGGUGCGCAUUCUGCUGGGCCGCUGGGUUCGUGUUUCCUGCUUUCGGCGGCCACUGGCGGCCAGCUUUGCCUACACCUGGAAGUGGCUCGGGAACCCGCGCACUGGCGGCCGCUUCAGCGUGAGCGUGGUCGAGGACCUCUUGAUGUGCCUUGCGCUGUCAGGGCUUUGCGUCGCUGACCUGCGCCUUGAAGUCGACCCCCUGGUGACCGCGUCGGAUGCCUCGGAGGCCGCUGGCGCCGUGGUCUACGGCUACGCCCUCUCCGACCGCGGGCGCGCGCUGGCCGAGAGGCGGCAGCGGCCCGCGAACGCCGCCUGCGAGGAGGAGACCGCCCUCGUGACUGUCUUCGACGGCAUCGGCGGCGGGCGCCGGGCUUUCGAGAUCCUCGGGCUGGCCCCUGCCGUGCACCUGUCAUUCGAGGUUGACCCCACGGCGGUGCGGGUGGCCCGGCGCAGCUACCCCAGCACGCAGCACCUGGGGGACGUGACGGAGGCGGACCCGGCGGCCCUGGCAGCCCUGCUGCGCGCCCGAGGCCGGGUGUCGCGUGUGCUGGUGGUGGGCGGCUUCCCGUGCCAGGUCUUCGCGGGCCUCAACGUUGCUCGGCAGGGUCUCGACGACCCGCGCGCGGGCCUGGUUGACCACAUGGUGCGGAUCGUGGACGGGCUGCGGAAGGCCAUGCCGGAGGCGUCGAUCGACUUCCUCGGGGAGGACGUCGCGUCGGUGCCCGAGUGCGACGUGCUGCGCCUGAACCAGCUCUUCGGCCGCAUCCCGCUGGAGAUUGAGGCGGCGGAUGUCGGCUGGGUCAGACGUCCGCGGCUCUACUGGGCUUCGUGGGACCUCCUGCCGUCCUUCGAGGCUGAGCCCGUCGUAGUGCGGGCCAAGACCCAGGACGUUCGGCGCGCCUGCAAGGUGGCGCUGAAGGCGGAGCGGCCGCCGCUCGAGGAGUGGCUCCCGCCUGGGGCUGUGUGUCCGGGUCCCGCUGCAGGGGAGCCGCUCCCGACCUUCGUGCGCUGGACGCCGCGCUCGCAGCCGCGCCCCAGGCCUGCGGGCAUCGGGGAGUACAGCGCUGCUGAGCUGGCGCGCUGGGAGGCGGCGGGCUUCGCUUCGCCGCCCUACCAGUUCCGUGACAAGUGGUGCAUCCACCAGGCGGAUGGCCGCGUGGAGCCGCCUGACGCGACCAUGCGAGAGAAGCUGAUGGGCUUCCCGGAGGGCCACACCGCGCCGUGCAUGACGAGCAGCCAGGCGAAGGCCGAGGCCGCCAAGUACGAGGCUCUUCGGUGGUCGCUCGUGGGCAACUCCUUCCAGUGCGAGGUCGUGGCCUGGAUCACCAGCCACUGGGCCGUCGGAGCUGGGCUGCUGGUCUCGGUGCCCUCGCUGGGUGAGCUGCAUGAGAGUGCGCGAGCCUGGGCUGGUGGCAGGAAGCUGUGGGCCGGCGACGUGACGUCGCUGCGGUGCGGUCGCUCCGAGAUCGACGAGGGCCUGCACGCCAAGCUGGACCAGGCUGGCGGGCCCAUCUACGUGGGUCGUGGGUCUCGCCGCUGGGGGCUGGCUGCCUCGCGGUGGGGCAACCCUUUCGCGAUCAGCCCCGAGCGGUCACGCGAGGACGCUGUUGCCCUGCUCGCUGGUUGGAUCCGCACGCAGCCCACCUUCCUGCAGAGCUUGGAGACGCUGCGCGGGGCCCUACUGGUCUGUCACUGUGGGCCCGACCAGGCGUGCCACGCCGACAUCCUCUUGGCGGAGUUGGCGAAGCGUGACGUGGUGGAGUGGCGCGAGGUGGACGCGUCCAGACGCAUCGCCAUGGGGCUCGUCAUGGCGUGCCACAACAACGGAGCAGCCAUCAUGACCGAUGGCGCCUCGGAGGCGCUCGGCAAGAUCUUCCCGCGGCAGGAGAUCGACUCAGGCAUUUGGCGGUGGCGCAAGGCAAGGCAGCUAGUGUGGGAUGCAGCAGAGCACAUCAACUGCGUCUUCCUGCACCUGCUCGACAGCAUGGUCAACAUCGGUGCGCUGUCCAAGCGCCGUUCCAGCAGUCCUCAGCUCAACAAGGUGGUGCGGACCUUCUCGGCGUGGGAGCUUGCGAUGGGCGCGCGGGCGGUCUUCGGCUUCACCCCUGCUGACCGCCGCGCCGCCAGAGCUGGACUGGGGAAGCUGAGAGACGUCAGGAUAAAGGCCUCGACACUGGCCCGCUACCGUGGCGCCGCUCAGCGUUUUGUUGACUACCUUGCUGCCAAUAACCUGCCGCUGCCUUUCAACUGGGACGAUAUUGAUAUCUGCCUGCAAGAUUAUCUUGAGCACUUGUGGGCCGAGGGCGCCACAGAAGGAGAAGCCAAUGACGCCCUCAGCGGCGUGCAGCACCUGCUGAGGACACGACGCCGCUAUCCUGGCGCUUGGCAGCUGCUGACAGUCUGGGGCAGACUGGAGAUCCCUCAGCGCGCGCCGCCGAUGCCUGCCCAGGUGUGCACGGCGCUCGCCGGUUGGGCGCUCAGCCGCGGAGAGGUGGCCUUCGCGGCCGUGCUGCUCGCGGCCUUCCAUCUCUGUCUCCGCACUGGCGAGGCUUUGGGGCUGAGCGGCGGCGUCAUCUUUCUGAAGCCCUGUGGCCGAGGCGCGGUGUCGCUGCCCUGGGCCAAGACCUCUUGCCAGAAGGGCGCGCGGGAGCAAGUCACGCUUGACGACCCGCUGGUUGGGGCAGUCGUCCAUGCGCAGCUCCAGCGCGACAGCCGGCUCUGGCCUGGCACGACGCGCGCCUUUCACGACUUGUUCCGUACUGGGCUCCAGCAGAUCGGUUGCAGGCACCUCGCCCUGUCUCCUUACAGCCUGUGGCGCGGAGGUGCCACGCAUGAGUUCCUGCUGUCGGGCGACUUGUCUAAGGUCAUGCUGCGUUGGCGCUGGAGCUCGGCAAGAACGGCAAAGAUAUACAUCCAAGACGGGGCUGCCAUCAUCGCAGAAAUGAAGCUCCAGGCCUGGCCCCAGUCUCCCGUGAUGGUGGCCGACCCCAGUCUGCGGAUGGUGGUCUGCGAAUCCAGCUCCGGCCUCGGGGUGCGGUCUGUGCUCUGGC